Tuber aestivum (summer truffle) is the source of this 677-nucleotide messenger RNA. The record is from the annotation of a GenBank genome assembly. NCBI's taxonomy places the organism in Eukaryota, Fungi, Ascomycota, Pezizomycetes, Pezizales, Tuberaceae.
ACCACCAGCAAUCCGAGCAACCAACCACCCAGGACCAUCCAAAUCAAUUGAAAUACUCACCAAAGCCACUCUUCAAAACCGCUCUCAAAAACCACUCUUCAUACUUUAACUUAAACUCCACCCCUCCAACCAAACAAAAAAUGCAACUCCCAGCAACCCUCCUCUUGCUCACUGCCCUCACCUCCACCGCCUCCGCCUGGAGGCUAGUCCUCACAAUGGCUGACCGCCGCACAGCAAGCAUGAGCGGCACCGUCAACCGAGAUUGCAAAAAGCUCGACUUCGAUAUGAGCUCUCCGGUCACAACUGCUUCCUUCACCGAGUCUACCUUCGCCGACACGUUCGAGCUCUAUGCCAACACCGAUUGCAGCGGGAGGGUGUACAGGAACGGAGACGGGACGCACACUGUUACGCCGAGGUUCAAGGUUUUGGCCUAUAAGGUUUAUUAAUCUUUCGACGUGAUGGAGGAGGAGGAUUUAAAAAGGCGGGAGUAGGAUAACCGAGAGGGAUUCAUCUGUUUUUGUUUCCUGUUUCUUCUCCUUUGCUUUCUUCUCUUUUGUAUCUUGUCAUGGAAUAUGGAGGGUGUUGGAGGAGGAUAUGAGUGCUGCUACUUCGUUAUCUAUUUCGGCUGUGCCUGGUCGGACGUUCUUUCAGUCAAUAAAUCUUCUUAUAAAACCCCG